Messenger RNA from Fusarium vanettenii 77-13-4, 930 nucleotides. RefSeq lists its product as uncharacterized. The record is from RefSeq and is a predicted model, not a curated record. The transcript has a single exon. NCBI's taxonomy places the organism in Eukaryota, Fungi, Ascomycota, Sordariomycetes, Hypocreales, Nectriaceae. Bases 1 to 930 code for a protein of 309 amino acids. Gene Ontology annotation, molecular function: oxidoreductase activity.
AUGUCAUCUAUCUUGGUCGUGGGAGCUGGUGAGCUCGGGAACUCUGUCCUUCGAGCACUAGCUCUCUCCCCCAAGCGCCCACAAACAACUCAGAUCACAGUUCUGCUACGACCUGAGACCCUUAGCUCCCCGUCUCCAGCAAAGAAACAAAACAUCGACGAAAUCCAAUCCCUCAGAGUCAGGAUUCAGAGCGGCGACUUUAUCGCAGCAAGCGUCUCUGAGCUCGCCACCAUCUUCCAGCCCUAUGGCAUCGUCAUCCAAUGCGCUGGGUACGGCAUGCCCAAAGGCACUCAGGUGAAAGUCAUCCAGGCGGCGCUUCAGGCCAAGGUGCCUCGCUUCUUUCCGUGGCAAUUUGGGCUUGACUUCGAUCAGAUUCCGGAGGCCAGUUACGGGGGGAUGUUCGACGACAACAAGCUUGUUAGGAAGAUGUUGCGUGAACAGCAUGACAUUGAUUGGACCGUCAUUUCAACCGGACUGUUCAUGUCGUACUUGUUCCUCCCGUCGUUCGGCGUUGUCGAUGCCAAGAAGAGAGUGGUAAGGGCUUUGGGAAGUUUGGAGAACAAAACCACCAUCACUCUACCCGAGGAUAUCGGCAAGAUGGUCGCUGAGGUGGUGUAUGCCCCUUCGAAGGGAGAUUCGGACCACAUGGUAUACUUGAGUGGAGACACCAUCACAUACAGCAGGCUUGCUGACCUGGUCGAAAAGCAUUUCAACGCCAAAUUCACGAGGGAGCUGUGGGCGAUCCCAAAGCUGAUAGAUGAUCUAGAAGAGGAUCCUGGCAAUCUCUGGAAAAAGUAUCGGGUGUUUGCUACUGGGCAUGGUGUCUUUUGGGGGAAAGAAGCAAGCUUCAACGUCAAGAGGAAAAUUCCCCUGACCAGUGUCCCGGACAGCCUUGAGCGCAAUGGAGAAAUGAUUGAGGAUUUGGAGUAG